CAGAGGCUCGCGCGGGAGUUGGGGGGGGUGAAGGCGGAAGUGGCGGCGCCGGGUCCAGGAGUGGAAAGGAGCUGAGGCUGCAGCCCGAGUGGAGCGGCUGCCAGCCGGGGAACAGGCGCGGCCGCGGCGCCAUAUUGCGGCCCUCAGCGGUCGCCACCGAGCCAUGGCUGAGACCUACGACUUCCUCUUCAAAUUCCUGGUGAUUGGCAGUGCCGGAACUGGCAAAUCAUGUCUCCUCCAUCAGUUUAUUGAGAAUAAGUUCAAACAGGACUCCAACCACACUAUUGGCGUGGAGUUUGGAUCCAGGGUUGUCAACGUUGGGGGGAAGACUGUGAAGCUACAGAUUUGGGAUACUGCUGGCCAGGAGCGGUUUCGGUCGGUGACACGGAGUUAUUACCGAGGGGCAGCUGGAGCCCUGCUGGUGUACGACAUCACCAGCCGGGAGACAUACAACUCGCUAGCUGCUUGGCUGACCGAUGCCCGGACGCUGGCCAGCCCCAACAUCGUGGUCAUCCUCUGUGGCAACAAGAAGGACCUGGAUCCCGAGCGUGAGGUCACUUUCCUAGAGGCUUCCCGCUUUGCUCAGGAGAAUGAGCUGAUGUUCCUGGAGACCAGCGCUCUCACGGGUGAAAACGUGGAAGAAGCUUUCCUGAAGUGCGCACGCACCAUCCUCAACAAGAUCGACUCAGGUGAACUAGAUCCGGAGAGGAUGGGCUCAGGCAUUCAGUAUGGUGACAUAUCUCUUCGUCAGCUGCGGCAGCCUCGCAGUGCCCAGGCCGUGGCCCCUCAGCCCUGUGGCUGCUGAGACGUGCAGAGCCAGAGACAUGUAGCCCAGACUGGCCUCAGACUUACUGUGUAGUCACAGGUGACCUUGGAUUUCGGAUUCUUUGUCUUUCACCUCCCAAGUAUUGGAAUUCCAGAACUACCCCCAGUGCAUUUAUGGGGCGCUGAGGAUGGAACCAAGGGCCCAUGUAGGCCAAGCAAGCGUGAUCAACUCAGCUACAAUUUUCUUUCCUUUAUUUUCCUUCCUAUCUUUCUUUCCCCCUCGACUAUGUAGCACAGGCUUGUAAUGAGGCCUCUAAUUUACUUCUAAGUGCUGGGAUUAUAAGCGUGAACCACCACAUUCUCUGAUUUGCCUUCACUUGGACAAAAAGUUAAUCAGGGUCUACCAACACUUCCCUCUCUCAAAAUCGUGCCCAGUAGAGUAAGUCGGGAAGCUUUGCAGCAUAUAGCCCAGGAUUUCCUUAGGUAAUUUCUAGAAACGUCUAGGUAAUGCUGUAGGCAGUGAAAGUAGUGGCCACUAUUCUGCUCUGUCUCUCCUGUUUGAGAAGCAUUGGAAUGAGGCCCAACCUGGACCCUUAGGGGGAAAAAGGACACAGAAUUUACAAACACGGAGGCAUGUUUUAGUUACCUCUUUUUUCUUCUUUCAUGAUUUGUGCUUUUGAGACAGGAUCUCACUUUGUAGCUCA
Molecule: messenger RNA, 1469 nt
Organism: Rattus rattus (black rat)
Lineage: Eukaryota; Metazoa; Chordata; Mammalia; Rodentia; Muridae
Gene: Rab4b
Product: RAB4B, member RAS oncogene family
Exons: 8
Coding region: 164-805 (213 amino acids)
Biological process (GO): Rab protein signal transduction; regulation of endocytosis
Cellular component (GO): endosome
Molecular function (GO): GTP binding; GTPase activity
Source: RefSeq, a predicted model, not a curated record